Messenger RNA from Ustilaginoidea virens, 1614 nucleotides. RefSeq lists its product as uncharacterized. Gene Ontology annotation, biological process: proteolysis. Gene Ontology annotation, molecular function: serine-type carboxypeptidase activity. The record is from RefSeq and is a predicted model, not a curated record. The coding region runs from base 1 to 1614 and encodes 537 amino acids. Lineage: Eukaryota; Fungi; Ascomycota; Sordariomycetes; Hypocreales; Clavicipitaceae. The transcript is spliced from 3 exons.
AUGAUCCGGCCUUCUACACACUCACCCGCGCCAAUAGCGUGUUUCGCCGUCAUCGUCAGAUCUCAGCCAGACGUGGAAACGGAAGAGCGACUUCGGCCUCCUCGGAACUUGACAUCGUCCGGGCCAACAUCUUCGGCCGGCUCGCCCAGGCCAGCCAGGACGCCGCCUUCGAAGGCGCUGCAGAACCUGUUCAAGCCCCCGUCGCACGUUGACGCCCACGCGUCCGACGCCAACGGCCCCCGCGUGGCGGAGCGAUCGGCCCCGACGUCGCCGUACCUCAACGAGCGGUCCGCAAAGUUCGCCGUCGACGGCAAGGCGAUCCCCCUGGUCCCCUUUGACGCGGGCGAGUCCUACGCCGGGCUGCUGCCCAUCUCGGACCGGGCAAACGAGACGCGCAAGCUGUUCUUCUGGUUCUUCCCGUCGCCGGCGGCCCAGGCGAGCGACGAGAUUGUCGUGUGGCUCAACGGCGGGCCCGGGUGCUCGUCGCUGGGGGGGAUGCUGUCGGAAAACGGCCCGUUCCUGUGGCAGCCGGGCACGCUGUCGGUCGUCAAGAACGCGUACGCGUGGUCCAACCUCGCCAACACGGUCUGGGUCGACCAGCCGGUCGGCACCGGCUUCAGCCAGGGAGAGCCCGACAUACGCAACGAGGUCGAGCUGGCCGAGCAGUUCAAGGGCUUCUGGAGAAACUUUGUCGACACGUUCGGCCUGGCCCACCGCCGGGUGUACCUGGCUGGCGAGUCCUACGCGGGCAUGUACGUGCCCUACAUUGCCGACGGCUUCCUCGAGGCCAACGACGCCAAGUACUUCAACACCCUCCUGCCCGCCGAGCCGUACCUCGCCCACUGGGCCGGCGCGCUGGGGCUCGACCGCGCCGCCGUCGCGCAGCUCCGGAAGCAGGCCGACAAGGACGGCUGCACCGAGUACACCAACCGGUACUUUACCUUCCCGCCGCCCGCGGACCCCUUCCCGCCGCCGCCGCGCGACCAGGCGCUCUUCGACAUCGCCAGAGAGCUCCUCUUCACCGCCAACCCGUGCUUCGACCCCUACCACAUCCUAAACACGUGCCCGCAGCCGUACCAGCCGCUGGGCGACCCCAACGCCCGCGGAAAACCCCCGCCGUCCGCCCCGGAGACGUACUUUGAGCGAGCCGACGUGCAGCGGGCCAUACACGCCCCCAGCAUCGACUGGAAGCUCUGCCGCCGGGGCGUCUUCCCCCACGGGGACGCCUCGCCGGGCCCGGCCCUCGACGGCACCCUCGCCCGAGUCGUGGCCAAGACGCGCAACGUCAUCAUCGGGUCCGGCGCGCUCGAUUUCCUGCUGCCCACCAACGGGACGCUCUUUGCGCUGCAAAACACCACCUGGGGGGGAGCCAAGGGGUUCCACGAGUACCCGUCCACGCCGUUCUUCGUCCCUCGCCACAACGUCUCCGGCGGCGGCGUCGUCGGCAGCAGCGGCCGCGUGGGCGUCUGGCGCGAGGAGCGCGGCCUGACCUUUUACGAGGUUGCGCUGGCGGGUCACAUGGUGCCGGGGGAUGCGCCCAGCGCGGGGCUCCGCGUUUUGCAGCGCCUGCUGCGGCGCAUCAAGGACUUUUCCAGCACGGAGCCCAUGUUCUAG